UUCGAGCACUUGGAAGAAAUACUAGGGGUUCGGUUGCCAUGAGACUAAAAGGAGGAGACAAGAUGGCAUGCAUGGACAUAAUACCAGCCGCUAUGAGGAGGAACUUGGAGAAGGUCUCAGAGAACACUCAUGGGGUUAAGGGUCUUGGUACUCCAUGGCUUCUAUUUGUCUCUGAAAGUGGACUAGGAAAGCGAGUCCCCCUGAGCUGCUUCCGCCUAUCACCUCUGAAUAGAGUUGGUUUGAGAGGUUACAAGCUUUCACCAGACAAUUGCCUAGCGGCAGUCUUUGUGGUUGGAUUCUCAUUGUCAGAGGACGGUGAAAGUGAUGAACAAGUAGUUCUAGUAAGUCAAAGCGGAACAGUCAAUAGAAUCAAGGUCCGGGAUGUUUCUAUUCAGUCACGCGGUGCUAGGGGUGUUAUUCUGAUGAGACUAGAGCACACUGGAAAGAUCCAGUCAACUUCUUUGAUCUCGGGAAUUGAAGAGCCUGAAAGCCAAGCUGAUCCUCUGUUUGAGGCAGAGACACAUGCAACGGCAUCACAGUAAGGGAGCCUUUUUCAUUUGAUCUUCUAAAAAUGGUCAGGAAAAACAUGAGAUGAUAAAGGAAUCCGUUUUGGUGAUGAUAACAGUGUUUUCACACAGAUUUUGUACAAAGACUGUAAAAGAAAGUAAAAAAAGAGAAAUGCUAUUGAAUGUUCAUCUGUAUUCAUGGCAGGUUGAUGUGUAAAUUAGAGUAAACUAGGUCAUUUAUUUGAGAUAGGAGUAUGUUUUAUAGUAUGAAGCUUUUAUGCAAUAGAUAUUCUCGAAAUCUGUGCAGAAGCAGUCAGAUGAUGUAUGGAAUCUUAUAAAUGAACAUGAUCAGGUGUAGCCAUCUAAUUGUUUC
This is a messenger RNA of Macadamia integrifolia, 879 nucleotides long. RefSeq names its product DNA gyrase subunit A, chloroplastic/mitochondrial-like. Gene Ontology annotation, cellular component: cytoplasm; DNA topoisomerase type II (double strand cut, ATP-hydrolyzing) complex. NCBI's taxonomy places the organism in Eukaryota, Viridiplantae, Streptophyta, Magnoliopsida, Proteales, Proteaceae. The coding region runs from base 39 to 542 and encodes 167 amino acids. The record is from RefSeq and is a predicted model, not a curated record. Gene Ontology annotation, molecular function: DNA topoisomerase type II (double strand cut, ATP-hydrolyzing) activity; ATP binding; DNA binding. The transcript has 5 exons. Gene Ontology annotation, biological process: DNA topological change.